Molecule: messenger RNA, 1349 nt
Organism: Canis lupus familiaris (dog)
Lineage: Eukaryota; Metazoa; Chordata; Mammalia; Carnivora; Canidae
Gene: ANAPC10
Product: anaphase promoting complex subunit 10
Exons: 5
Coding region: 475-912 (145 amino acids)
Biological process (GO): protein K11-linked ubiquitination; anaphase-promoting complex-dependent catabolic process
Cellular component (GO): anaphase-promoting complex
Source: RefSeq, a predicted model, not a curated record
CGCGCCGCUGCGUGCUCCGCCGCCGACUCCGGAGGCCUCACUAAGGACUCUCCGAGAACGUCCCUACGGUCUUUAAAUCGUGUGCCACCUCGGCCAGCGGCCAACCCCUCCCGGGCUAUUCACGUACCUGGAGAAAACGAUCCCCUCGCGAAGGGGAGCUCAGAGGCCAAAUCAGUUCUUCCUUUCACUUCUUACCCACACGGCGUGUUCCUACGGCCACCGGCCAAAAUGGCGGUGCUCAGCCGCCGCCUCGCGCACGCCUUAGGGACGUAGUGCGCGCGCGCGACAGAGAGCGACAGGCGGAGCCCUGGAGUUGGUCGGGGGAGACGGCGAGAACUGACGUCAUUGUGCUGCGACUCCAAUUGAACGUCUCUGGGAAAGCCGGGCAGUGCUGAGUGGGAGUGGCGCGGAGCUGCAAGGUAUCCUAAAAAGCUGGGUUGCGGCAAGCCGCGUCUGUAAGCUUAUAUUUUAAAAAUGACCACACCAAAUAAGACACCUCCUGGUGCUGACCCUAAGCAGUUGGAAAGGACUGGAACAGUACGGGAAAUUGGGUCACAAGCUGUUUGGUCACUCUCAUCUUGCAAACCAGGAUUUGGAGUGGAUCAGUUACGGGAUGAUAAUCUUGAAACUUAUUGGCAGUCAGAUGGCUCCCAACCUCAUUUAGUAAACAUCCAAUUCAGAAGAAAAACAACAGUGAAGACAUUAUGUAUUUAUGCAGACUACAAAUCUGAUGAAAGCUAUACUCCAAGCAAGAUAUCGGUCAGAGUAGGAAAUAAUUUUCACAAUCUUCAAGAAAUUCGGCUGGGUAUCAGACAGAGAGCAAACUUGGAAAAUGUGGUCCAGUGUAUUCACAGUUUCUGCCUUUCAUUCAGAUUCAUGAAACAUCGAAAAGAAGAAGCAUUUACCAGAUAAUAGGGAACUUCAGGCUUAAAUUUGGUUAAAUGGAAGUCAAUGUCCACAAUAUCCCAUAAGGUUUCUUUGAAUCAUUCAACAUCAUUUGUUUUUUCUUUGAAACUUUCUGUGUAGAGGUUAAUAAGAGUAAAUAUACACACAUCUUUGCUGAUCCUGGGUUUUUACCCAUUUCAGCUAUUUUUCAUCAAGAGAUAAUUUCAGGUUUGUUUGCCUCUGAAUUCCAUUCUGAAUUUCUUGACCAAUUAAAAUGUACAUUUACAUUUCAUAAUAAUUGCAUUAAACUUUAAAUUAUCAUUUCUUCUGAUUAUUGGGAUGAGAUUACUGACUACCUGGGACCAGUUAGUACAUUUAGUCACUAAGUCCAGUAGACCAUGAUGCUACUAAUCUCUCAAAUGUUCUACCCAAUUUGUUUAUCAGUUGUCUUAACCUUGUCAGUC